Messenger RNA from Canis lupus familiaris (dog), 1347 nucleotides. It is a transcript of the gene PTTG1IP2, whose product is annotated as PTTG1IP family member 2. NCBI's taxonomy places the organism in Eukaryota, Metazoa, Chordata, Mammalia, Carnivora, Canidae. Gene Ontology annotation, cellular component: cytoplasm; nucleus. Gene Ontology annotation, biological process: protein import into nucleus. The record is from RefSeq and is marked inferred.
AAUUAUGCUGAGGUCCAGGGUUCAGAAAGGGCUGCCUCAGAAGGUGCUGUGAUUUGGUCGGGUCACAGUCUCUGACAAGGUCCACCUGUCCAUCUUGGUACCUGGUGCCCACAACAGUCCGACUGGCCUGCAACUGGCUGAAGGAACAAUGUGUUGGCUGCGGGCAUGGAGCCAAAUCCUCUUGCCAAUUUUCCUCUCCCUCUUUCUCAUUCAACUGCUUAUCAACUUCUCAGAGGAUCAAUUUUCCCAAAUCUCCAGACAGAGGGGCAAGCAGAGAUCACAAUCUUUGGAUGAUGCAUGUGCUGCAAAGAAAAAUUGUCAAUUAUGCACAGAAGAUAAUAAAUGUUUUUGGUGCAGUGAAGAAAGGGCUUGCAAAAAAAUGUGUUUUCCAUAUUUCGGGUGUCAGUUCAGUUCUGUAUUUUGGCUAAACUGUAAAGUUGACAUGUUUGGAUUCCUGAUGCUUCUACUCGUCAUAAUAUUAAUUGCUGUACUCAUUUGGUAUUGCUCUCAAGUCUGUAUUGCUGGAAGACCACACUCAAUUUUUGUUCACCGUGGGACUGCUGUUGGAUAUGAUGAAUAGAUAACUGAAAAAGCUCUUCCAGAGAGAAAAAGAGGGCUUCUUCAACGGCUUCCCUCGGGAUUUUAAUCAUCCUUACAGCCUCUUUGAAAAUGAUUGAACUUUCAAAUUCCCUUAAGUUAAAAUUUUAAACCCUAUCGAACAUUUUUGUAGAGUAUUUCAUUACUUUUACAUUAUGACUUGUUCUGUAAUUUGAGAUCAUAAGGGUUGAAACAGCUCUUGAGACAAGAUUUUAUGGUUAAUUUAAAACUUUUUAAAAACUUCUGAAUAAUCUCCUUCCUGGAUAGCUUUACAUUCUUAAUGUUCUUUCCUUGGAACAUAAAGUGGUAUAAAUAUAGAACAUUCAAGCUCCCAACAUGUAAUUUUAAAUAUGGCACAGGGAUUGGAGGCCAAACCCUGUGGUUAUAUAUGACAUUGCUGUUUUCUAAUCAGUGUUACCAGACAAUAAACACUCAAAUUCUAAUUUUGUUUGUAUUUAUUAUUACAUAAAAACCCUGCUCUGCUAUUCAAAAUCUUCCCUAGAAUAGCAAAUCUGAGGUAAUGAUUGAUAUCAUUAAUACUAAUGUGUUGAUGGCAUGUUGGGUGGAUUAAUGACAACAAAUUUUUAAUGCUGUAGGUACUUUAAAAUAAAGGAGGUGAAAACUCUUCACAAUUUAAAGAAAAUACUAGAGUAUCCUUUUUAAUAGAACAAAAUUAGGCUAGGCUUGUUUCAGUACCAGGUAGUUUCUUCAUUAAAAUUCAUUAAUGUUUUGAUAUGUUAAUUAAUAGGU